Molecule: messenger RNA, 678 nt
Organism: Lathyrus sativus (Indian pea)
Lineage: Eukaryota; Viridiplantae; Streptophyta; Magnoliopsida; Fabales; Fabaceae
Source: the annotation of a GenBank genome assembly
AUGGCUCGGCAGAAGAUAAAGAUAAAGAAAAUAGAUAAUGCAACAGCAAGGCAAGUGACAUUUUCGAAGAGAAGAAGAGGAAUCUUCAAGAAGGCUGAGGAGUUAUCAGUGUUGUGUGAUGCAGAAGUUGCUCUUAUUAUUUUCUCAACAACUGGGAAACUCUAUGAGUGUUGCAGUUCAAGUAUGAAGGACAUAAUUACAAGGUAUAAUCAGCACUCCCAACAAAACAACAAAUUGGACAAAACUCUACAACUGCAGGUAGAGAAAAGCAUGUCAGCUGAAUUGCAAAAGGAAUUUGCUGAUAAAACCCAACAACUAAGUGGCUUGAAAGGAGAAGAUGUUGAAGGAUUAAACUUAGAGGAGCUGCAGCAAUUGGAGAGAACACUCGAAACAGGACUCAAGCGUGUGUUUGAAAUGAAGGAAAAAAGAAUUAUGAAUGAGAUUGGUGCACUUCAGAUAAAGAGUGUCAAGUUAGAAGAGGAGAACAACCAUUUAAAGCAAAAGAUGGCUAUGCUUUUUAAGGGAAAAAAUCCUCUCUUGGGGGACUUGGAUGUUGCUACCAUGCAGGAAAUUGUGUCAUGUGAGUCCAUGAAUAAUGUAUGCAGCUGCAAUAGUGGACCUUCUCUUGAAGAUGAUUCAUCUGACACAUAUCUUAAGUUAGGGUUGCCAUUUCCGUGA